AUCACAUGCCAUUUGGCAGCUGGGAACCAAGCUUGGCCAGUUGGCUAAACUUCGCGCCUCGAGUUCGUCGCGUGUGCCCAUCAACGACACCUCGUCUCUGACUUCUAUGCCUUUACCGUCACCAUGUUGGCACGCUACGGGGGGAGCCGAGGACACCUCGUAUCCCUUGUGACCUUGGCCCUCCUGUUGCUUCUUUUCAGCGGCCAGGUCCAGGCUUCAAUUGGAGAUCGGCUUCCGGAGUUCCGGAAAUGUGUUCAGAUAUGUGAGCAAGAGAACUGCGGCCCCGACGGGGAGCACACCACGCCCAUCCCUCUCCUCCACCGCCUCCUACUCUGGACCUGCCCAGCCGAGUGCGACUACACGUGCCAGCACAUCAUCACGGAGCGGCGGCUGGCGGCGGACCCGCCGGAGCCUGUGGUGCAGUUCCACGGCAAGUGGCCCUUCCACCGGUUCCUGGGCAUGCAGGAGCCCUUCUCGGUCCUCUGCUCGGUGGGCAACCUGUGGGCCCAUUACCACGGCCUCCACAAGCGGGUCCUGACCACGAUGCCGGCCUCGUACCCGCUACGCCCCUACUACGUGGCCCUAGCGCGCAUCGGCAUGGCGAGCUGGUUCUUCAGCUCCGUCUUCCACACCCGCGACUUCCCGCUGACCGAGAAGCUCGACUACCUCGGCGCGGGCGCCUCCGUCAUGUACGGCCUCUACUACACCGUCGUGCGCGUGUUCCGGCUGCACGACCGCCACGCCGCCGGCCGCCCCCGCCACCCGACCUCCUCCUCCUCCUCCUCCUCCUCCUCCUCCACCGCGUCCCGCCUCGCACUCCCGGCCUGGACGGCCCUCUGCCUGGCCCUAUACGCCGCCCACGCCGGCUACCUCCUCCUCGUGCGCUGGGACUACGGCUACAACAUGGCCGCCAACGUGGCCUGCGGCGUCGCGCAGCACGCCCUCUGGGCCCGCUUCAGCUGGCGCCGCUACCGCGACACCCGCCACGCCUGGGCCACCUGGCCCGCCGCCGUCGUCGCCUGGGUCGUCGCCGCCAUGAGCCUCGAGCUGCUCGACUUCCCCCCGCUGUGGGGCAUCUUCGACGCCCACGGCCUGUGGCACUUGGGCACCAUCGCCCCGGCUGUGCUGUGGUAUAAUUUCCUUGUUAAAGAUGCGCAGGAAGACAUGGCGAACAGCGAGAGGCUGAAGGCUUGAAAGGGGUGUCGGUCGGGAAACACACAAGAGGGCGGCCGGGAUCAUACCUGGAGGUGGCAUUGGCUGCAUCUGCAGCUUAUGUGCCCUGUUUUCGAUGGCCGUGGUGGGAAAACCUAGCAAUGGUAGUCAUGUAUAAUAUACAGGUAGAAUCCUCUUGAGAACGGACGCAGCAGCCUGGCUGCUCAGGACGGAUGUGGGAGGUCCCGGGUGAGAAUAGAAUAUUAUCACAUCGGUAAGGAGAGGACCCUUUUUGAAGACGACACCUCGGCUUCCAGUAUCCUAGGUCCUUCGUACUCGGAGUCUUAUAUAUUGGUAGCCAGUAUUAUACCAACUGGACAACUCGACUCCAUUUGCGGCCACGGAAGCAAUCAAGACAUCCGAAAGUCACAGAAACCGAGAUACA
This is a messenger RNA of Phialemonium atrogriseum, 1597 nucleotides long. RefSeq names its product protein PER1. Gene Ontology annotation, cellular component: endoplasmic reticulum membrane. The transcript has 4 exons. The coding region runs from base 124 to 1194 and encodes 356 amino acids. Gene Ontology annotation, biological process: GPI anchor biosynthetic process. Gene Ontology annotation, molecular function: hydrolase activity, acting on ester bonds. NCBI's taxonomy places the organism in Eukaryota, Fungi, Ascomycota, Sordariomycetes, Cephalothecales, Cephalothecaceae. The record is from RefSeq and is a predicted model, not a curated record.